Molecule: messenger RNA, 1265 nt
Organism: Populus euphratica (Euphrates poplar)
Lineage: Eukaryota; Viridiplantae; Streptophyta; Magnoliopsida; Malpighiales; Salicaceae
Product: Mannose-binding lectin superfamily protein
Exons: 4
Coding region: 393-968 (191 amino acids)
Molecular function (GO): carbohydrate binding
Source: RefSeq, a predicted model, not a curated record
UGCCUCUUGCGAAUCUUGUUCUCUCUCUUUGGCCGUCAAUAUCGCAUCGCAUUGGUUCAGCCAACCGGAAAGCAUGACUUUUGUGCAAGUGAAGCUAGCCACCCACGUCUUUGUUCCUAGCCACCAAGGAUUCUUUUGUUGAUUGACAUUAGUUGGAACAAUUUCAAUGAUGAAAAAGAUUAUGUUUGUACAAGUAAUAUCAACGUGUUUAGCAGGAAAGCUAGAAAAUUAACAGAGCGGAAAGAGCAAAAAGCAUGAACAGGAGCUGAGGAAAGGGCAGAGAAUAACCUUACUAUCUUGACAAGUUUUUUUGACAGGAAGUAGUAAAGAAAGCUAAAGCUAAAUUCUUAGCAACGAUCUCUGCUUAUCUCCUCCAUCUUUUAUCAUCUCAUAUGGAAAAUGGGAAGGAACAAUCAACUGCGAGAAAGAAGAGCACCAUAUUAGUUGGACCAUGGGGAGGGAAUGGAGGGAAUAGCUGGGAUGAUGGGAUCUACCAUGGAGUAAGAGAAAUCACUAUUGUUUAUGAUCAAUGCAUCGACUCGAUCCAGGUUGUGUAUGACAAGAAUGGCAAGACUAUCACAGCAGAAAACCAUGGAGGUGUUGGAGGCAGUAGAACAGCUGAGAUUAAGUUGCGAUAUCCGGAGGAGUACUUAACCAGUGUGAGUGGCCAUUACUGCCCAGUAGUCUAUGGUGGCAGUCCUGUGAUUCGAUCAUUAACUUUCAGCAGCAACAAAAGAACAUUUGGACCAUUUGGAGUUGAAGAAGGAACGCCAUUUACACUUUCAAUGGAUGGAGCAUCGAUUGUAGGCUUUAAGGGUAGAAGUGGAUGGUAUCUUGAUGCCAUUGGGUUUCGUUUAUCUCGUAUUCAAUCCACCAAAGUUCUCAAAAAAUUUCAACAAAAGCUUCGAAGGCUCACCAGUACGGUUUCAAAGUCCUCUGCCUCCAAGGAUGCUGAAAAAACCUAUUGAAGGUGGUGACCAAGCUUUGUGUGGGCUGUUUUAGUCAAACCUCGUGUUCGAAUAUUAUUUGCUCAUGUUAAUUAGAAUUGUUCUUAAACAGUAAUCGAACGUUGUUCUUCUUCUUCUUCUUGUAUUAUUAUGAUUAUUAUUGAAUAAGGAGGAUAUAUGCCUCAGAUGGAUCAUGCAGGAAGCUUUAGCAGAAACACUGUUAGAGCUACGCCUAAGAAAAUGUUUGGUUGUACCAGAGGAAUUGCUUGAUAUAAAUACCAUAACUUUUCUAUAUAACAAAUUGUUUGAUAGGGCUCA